This is a messenger RNA of Paralichthys olivaceus (Japanese flounder), 3782 nucleotides long. RefSeq names its product ST3 beta-galactoside alpha-2,3-sialyltransferase 3b (gene st3gal3b). The record is from RefSeq and is a predicted model, not a curated record. Gene Ontology annotation, molecular function: sialyltransferase activity. NCBI's taxonomy places the organism in Eukaryota, Metazoa, Chordata, Actinopteri, Pleuronectiformes, Paralichthyidae.
UUUUGGCGAGCCGGUGGUCCAUCAGCCGCGGGUUACCUCUGUCCCCCUCGUUAGACUUCGUCACCACCGCCGUUGUUCGCACACCAUCAUUAACCGUACAGGUUACGGACAUUUUACAGCUCUGACUGCGGCACACGAGCUCAUGUAUGAGGGGUAACAUUUCCCCAGCACCUCGGUGUUGCCCCGGAGCUGCAGGCCUGCUGACGGGGAUCAAGGCGAACUCCCCGCUAUGCCAACGUAGCGCUGUUAGCAUAGCGCCUGCUAACACAAGCUAACGGUUAGCCGUUUGAUGUUUAUCUCUCGUCAGUGCUGCGAUGCUCACUUCAUGUGUUGUGUGAAUGGCCCGGGGUUAGCCGUUAGCUCUGUGUGUGGCUGUGAAAACCGUGAACACAGCGUUAUUUAAGGUGCACUGUAUGAAGCAGGGGGUUAGCAGUGUGUAGCCAUUGUGUGUGUGUGUGUGUACAGUGGCGACACGGCGUUGAAUUGUGAGACCGCACAGUUCCGUUAUGUUUGUUUUGAUAAGAAGACGCUCAACUUUUUUAUUUUUGAAGUCAACGACCCACACGUUGAACACUUAAAACACACUUUGUACACAAGCACCGCGAUUAGGACACGAGUGGGUUGUGAGGUGACUGAUCCAAGCACAACGACGUGGUGAUGACCUGGAUGGUGCCAUGUGAAUGACUGAAGACCAUGAAGCCCACACACAAGCUGCUGUUCGUCCUGUGCCCCAUGCUGGUCCUGGGCUUUAUUUACUACUCUUCUGGGAAGCUACAUCUACACGUGUGGGGCCAGAAGCCUCACAGUGAUGCAGAAGCGACAACUGUAGUCCUGACUAAAGGGGCUGAAGUGAAAAGAAUCACAGAGGUGGAACCAGACAUCAGCGUGGGACGAAUAGUAGGCUCAGUGUAUGAUAAGCAGGGCUUUCUGCUGCAGCUGGAUACAAAAUUACCACUGGAGUUGUCGUACAAGUAUGGUAACCUCAGCGAAGGAGUGUGCAAGCCAGGAUACGCAGCAGCCAAGAUGACCACCAUCUAUCCUAAGUUCAUGAAACCAGCGCCCAUGUUUCUUGAUCGGAACUUCAAACGUCUUGCAAAAGUCGGCAAUUACUUGCCUCCAUUUGGUUUUAAAACGCAAGAGAGAAUCAUAGACAGCAUUUUAACUACCACGAAAAAUUAUGGACUUGGAGAGGAGCUGGACAGUCUUAGCUGUAAAAGAUGCAUCAUUGUGGGCAAUGGGGGCAUCCUGUCCAACAAGUCUUUGGGCUCCCGAAUUGAUGACUAUGAUGUUGUAGUGAGGUUGAAUGAGGCACCAGUAAGUGGUUAUGGCAAAGACGUCGGAACCAAAACCACCAUCAGGAUUACCUAUCCAGAGGGAGCGAUCCAGAAACCUGAAAACUAUGAAAAAGACUCACUUUUUGUUUUUUCUGCUUUCAAAUCACUGGACUUCAAGUGGCUCAGACAGAUGGUCUUCAAGGAGAAACUGAGGGGCACAGAGGGUUUCUGGAAGUCGGUGGCUCACUAUGUGCCUCGUGAGCCGACCGAGAUAAGAAUCCUGAACCCCUACUUCAUCCAGGAAGCUGCCUUCCAGUUCAUCGGCCUGCCCUUCAACAAUGGCAUCAUGGGCAAAGGAAACAUUCCAACUCUAGGAACAGUUGCUAUAACGAUGGCACUGCAUAACUGUGAUGAGGUGGCGGUGGCAGGUUUCGGCUAUGACAUGAAUAUGCCCCAUGCACCUCUGCAUUACUAUGAGACUGUCAAGAUGUCUGCCAUUAAAGAGUCAUGGACACACAACAUAUCCAAGGAGAAGGAGUUCCUCCGCAAGCUGGUUAAGGCCAACGUCAUCACAGACCUGACCAAUGGUAUCUGAGUUUACAACCCACCUACAGUCUCCCUCUGCCUUUCCCAAAAGACUUACAGAUCAGGAAGCUGGGAAAAGGAUCAACCCAGGGAGAGAAAAAAACCUUCGUAUUUGGGUGGCCUGCACACUGCCGGGGGUUUUAUAUCAAAUAUUAGAAAAUAAAAUGAUACAGGAGGGUUUCUGUGGAGAGUUGCACACAUGUGCCUUCUGAACCAAAGACUCCUGCUGAUUGAAGCGGGGGUGGCGAGGGGUCCCGGUGAGGACUGGAUCUGCCUUGUUCCUGUCUCACCAUAAGACAGCCGCAGAAAAAGCUCCACCGGCCCCCGCACUCCAACGUUUACCACUUCACAUCACUUAAUUCACUAGUAAGAGCAGAGGUGACAUGUUGACAAGCAGAUGUCAGAAGUUUAGCUUGACUUACCGGCUAACUUGACGAAGGGACAGAGGAGAAAGGAAUAAAAAAAGAGGACUGUCACAGAGAUGAGUUGAGUAUUAGCAGUGCCAAACGUACCUCGUACAGGGGAGAGGUCGCCCACCUCUCCUUUUUGCUGCCUGAAUGUAUUCACUUUCCUCAGUGUAAAUAUCAAAGAUUUUUACUGUGCUUUUUAAUGAGCUGCAGCAGCCCCCCGCCCCACAUCUGCCAUUUGUCCAUUCAACCAUUCAACCAUUCAUUCAUUUACCUUUUUACUAACAGCAGAUAAAUCAGUGAGGGUCACCUGCCACACAGACUGGUGUCACUUCAUUGACAUAGUAUUGAAUUAAUGUACAGACUUCAGUUUCUGAAGUGUUUUCUGUAGAGAGAUUGUGUUAGUGACUCAUAACCAGGUGCUUGUUCAGUUGACUCUGCACAGAGGAGCUCUGUUUGGUUCCCUGAUGUCUCAUGUGGCUGCUUGGUUUAGGUGUGAGGCCAAAAGUAAGAAUAAUAGAGAUAAAUGACUUGAAAGUGUUAAUUAAAACUAAAUUUGCUGAAUCUUAAUUUAGAUUUUAGCUUUUAUGAUGUUUUCACCUACAAUGGAUUGGAACCACACAUAAGGACCAAUACAUAUUCAUUCUUUUCUUCAUAAUUAUUUAAAUUGGUCAGCCAGCUCUGGCAGGUGAGCCCUGAAGUCAAAUCUGGACACUACAUCUCUCUCUCCUCCUCUUUAUCUGUUCAUUACCACCAUGGUACUGUCUUCAUCACUUCAUCAGCUGAGAGCUUCAGGCCGCAGUGGAGACAUGCAGCAUUGUAACGUAUGUGGUGUCCGGUCGAGCAGGGCCGAGACUGUAUGUCAGACCCCUCUCCCAAACCUCCUGUUGCUGCAGACUUUUUUGUUCUUCAGUAAAUGGUGAAAUCUUGGAUUGUAGAAUAUUAAAAAAUAUAUAUAUAUUUUUGUUUUUAGGGUUAAUUUUAAUAAUUUAUUUUGUUACAAAGUCCCAGUGUGUUUUGGUCACAGGCAGGCCUGCUUUCCAUUGUUUUUGUUCAGAAAAAUGCAAAAGGUUUGAAUUUGUGUUUUGAUUUCACCACCAUGUGCUUCCUCAGAGACUGCAUCUUUAAGGGUUGUGGCAGAAGCAGUGUUGUGAUUAAAUCCACCGAUUUAAAUCUGUUUUUAAUUGGCUUAGUGUUAAAUAUCGGCAGCUCUUUCUUUCUGCCUGUCGUUCAGCUCACGUUAAUAUAAUUCAUUACAUUUUCAUGAAGGAGGUGAUAAAAGCUGGGUUUGAUUAUAAACAAACGUGCCAAUCAGGCCUUUGCUAUUUGCAGAAGAAGGUUUUGCCACGGGCUUUUCAGUAUUUAUUAUUUGCAUUUACACGCAGAACACAUUCAGUAUUACACAAUCAAACAUUUUGUUUCUCGUGUUCUAACUUCAAAAACUGUGAGAAUGUCACAUUAUAUAUUUUGAAAGAGUAAAUCAGCUUUACACAUUGAUACUGCAUUUUAAAAAAAU